This is a messenger RNA of Rhineura floridana, 1094 nucleotides long. It is a transcript of the gene SURF2, whose product is annotated as surfeit 2. The transcript has 6 exons. Bases 16 to 948 code for a protein of 310 amino acids. NCBI's taxonomy places the organism in Eukaryota, Metazoa, Chordata, Lepidosauria, Squamata, Rhineuridae. The record is from RefSeq and is a predicted model, not a curated record.
GAAAGUGUUCAUGCGAUGCAAAGCUUGUUGUUUCUUGCCUCUAUAAGCCUGGACGGGCGAAGUUCGAGUUUUGAUUUGCUGCUCCGCCCCCCUCCCAGCGCUAUUCCUGCGCGUGGCGCUCCCUUGGCCACUCCCCCACGGGCCCGGGCCAGCCCAGGGCAGCGCGCGACCAUGUGCGAGGAGCAACCGCUGGAGCUGCUGGAGCGCUUUUUGCAACGGCACCCGAGCUUGCGCGUCGUCCCUCCGGGGAAGAAGGUCCGCUGCACACUUACUGGCCACGAAGUGCCUUGCCGGCUACCUGAUCUCCAAGCCUACACUAGUGGCAAGAAGUACUUGAGGCUGAUCAAGGCUCCUGGAGUGUUGGACUACAGCGAGUACAAGCCACACAUCGUACCAAGUACCAAGAAUCCCCAUCAGCUGUUCUGCAAACUCACUCUCCGUCAUAUCAACAAGAUACCAGAGCAUGUUCUCCGUCACGUCCAAGGGCGGCGUUAUCAGAAGGCGCUGAGGAGGUAUGAAGAGUGUCAGAAGGAGGGUGUCGCGUUUGUUCCCGCCUGCCUACUCCAGAAGCGCCGUCGGCGUCAGCAGGAUGAUCAGGCCGACGGAAGUCAGCAGCCUCGUCGGAAAGGGGAAUUCUGGGAGCCCACGGCUAGCGAUGACACCGGAAGUGAAACAGAAGACAGUAUGAGCGACUUAUAUCCACCUGAACUUUUCCCAGAAAAAACUCCAGCUGCCAAGGAAAACAACAGCGACUUUAUGACAGACAGCAAUGAAGAGGCAGCAAAUCCAGCGGAGAACGGUGGCACAAAGGGGAAGGAUAGCGAGGCGAUGGAUGUGGAUUCACAAACAGGCACCAAAAGGGGAAAGAAACAAGCAGGCACGCUCAAGAAGUUCAAAAGUUGGAAUAGAAAACCCAAGAGGUUUGGGAAAGCAGUCAAUCGGAAAUAGACUUUUCCUGCUUGACAAAUGCCAGUUGGUCAUGUGUGACAAGAGAGCUGGCACAAGAAGACUCGACCUUUGGAUGUGCAUUUUGCUUUAGGCCUGGUUUUGGUUUUUUUUUGAAAAGCAGAAUAAAUGAUGCUGUUGUACUUUGA